AUGCCAAAGAGAAAGACCUUGACUGGCAGGGAAAAGCGCCAGAGAGACAAAGACCGCAAGAGGGAAAAGAGGCAGGAGCAGUCCUUGCCACCAUCAGACCCUCCUCCAGAUUCUGCUGUUCCAGCUGGAGCAGUAGAUGGAGCUAUCUUAGCUCCACCCGGUAAUUUUCCGGGGCAAGGCUCUAUAGGGUUGCCGCCUUUUGAGGAAAAACCCUUGGCCAGGUUGCAGGCCUCUCUUCGCGAGAAAAUGCAACCAACUGCCCUGAGUAACGCAUCUUCUCAGGGAAGUCGUCUGUGUGCCCGAAACGGAGGCAUGGCACCGUCCCCUGACUCCCCACCGUGGGUUUGUACCUCGCCGAGGGUACCUGAGCCGGACACCGUGCACGUGUCUGGCUCAGCAGGUCAGGCGCAGCUGGAUAUGUCAUCCUCCAAGGGGGAUGAGUCCAGCAGGAGAUUGAUUGAUGCAAACUGGAGUAAAAGAACGAGAUCUAAAAGGAAUACUAAAAGGAAUUUACAUGAUGAAAAUGAGAAUAUAGAGAAUGUAUAUGAGAGAUAUAAAUCAGAAUGUAGAAUAGGAAGACUGUGUACUGGUGAAAUUGGUGUUGACUAUGCUUGUGGUAGUAAAGAUGGACCAGUAACAUUGAACAAGGUGUGUAUUCAAGGCUCUUUUCAUCAAGGUGACCUAAUGUUUGGUGAAAAUGCAGGAACACAAUGUGUUGCAAACUCGUUAGCAGCAUUAGCAUACCAUAAAGUAAAGAAUUCUAAUCAGUGGCAAACUUCAGAUAUGAAUAAAGUGUUGGCAACAGGAGAUGAGCUUUAUACAUACUUGCAGCGUAGUUCAACCAUUGUCAGUAGGUAUCUUUUAGUGAACGAGUUGCCCCAAUUUUUUGAGUGUUUUAAUACAACGUUUAAGUUCAAAGCAUGCGAAUCUUUAUGCAGCCUAAUAAAUUUGUCAGAUGUAGAACCAAACUAUGAUGAAUUCAAUGCAUAUUCACUGACAGAUGCAUUGCAUAUUGGUCUUGGCGAAACAAGUGGGUGUUUUGUAUGCUUCAAGGGAAAUACUUUUUUGGUUGGAAAAACAGAGGAUGGCUUCUUUACAUUUGAUCCACAUUCACGAUCAAAAUCGGGGUGUAUGAGUGUAAGUGGAAGGAGUACAAGGAUACUGUAUCAAUCAGUUGAUGAUAUUUACAAUCACAUAUUGUCCUUGGCAAUGUCAAUGGGAAUUUCUGGAAUUACUGAAUGUGAAAUAACAGGUGUUGAUUGUUCAGUUAGCCAGUUUGCAACAACUGAUAAACAUUUUAUUGAAAUUGAGCCAGGAAAAUGUACUGAGCAAAAUAAAGACUUGAAAUUAGCAGUUCAAGAAAACGUAGACCUUUUGACUGCAAAUGUUCAGUCAGAUGCUAAUGGUUUUCAAUCAUUUGCCAAUGAUGAUGUUCAACUCAUUUGCAGUGAAAGUCAUAGUAUAAGUUUUCUGCCACUUUCUAACACUGUGAAAUUACAGCUUUGUCAAACCCUGGGAAUACCUCAGUCAGGUACAAAUAGUAAUGUUGAACAGGAUUGCUUUGUGCAAGAAGCAGGUGCACCUAGUGAAUAUGUUGAAAUUGAAGGAGAUGGGAAUUGUUUUUUCAGGGCCAUUUCAUUUUGUUUGAUUGGAGUAGAGGAUUAUCAUUAUGCAAUACGAUCAGCAGUGUGUAAACAUCUACUACAAAAUAGAAUAUUGUUUGAAACUUUUGUAAGAUCUACAGAAAGUUCUGUUGAAAAUCACUUGAAUUUAACAGGUAUGUCAAAUGAUGGUACAUGGGCAACCGAAAUGGAAAUUCUUGCUCUCUCUCACCUCUUGAGCACUGAUAUACAUACAUAUACAGAAAAUCACUGGGUUACAUUCUCAGGAAAACAGGUAGAACCUAUGAAUGUUCAAAGCACAGGGUCAUUUUAUUUAGUUCAUCAGGAUCAGAAUCACUACAAUGUAGUGGUGUCAGUUACUGAGAAAGAAACGGUAAGUUCCUUGAAAAAUAAUGCUCUGUAUGUUGGCAAGAAAGACUACAGAGAAAGAUGUAGAAAUCGAGAUCGUAUGAGGGAAAUGCGUAUCUUUUCAUCUGCCAAAAAAUUAAGUACAAAUCAUGAAAAGAAACUAAAGAAUGAAAAUUACACAGAAAGGAAAUUGAGAGCAGCAAAACUGAGGUACAAGACUGACCUUCAAUUUAGAUUAAAGGCAAUCGCAAAUGGUAAGGAAAGAUAUAAAAGUGAUGGAAUUUUCAAAGCAAAGGCAAAGCAGAGGAGCUUGGAAGCUUGUAAAAAGAAAUAUACAACAGAUGGUAUCCAUAAACAAUACAUGAAGAGAAGAAGUAUUGAGAAAUAUAGGUCAGAUAUAGUACAUAGAGAGGGUGUUAAACAAAGAAGUAUAAAUAAGUACAAGAAUGAUAAAGAACACAGAAAAGAUGUUAAACAAAGAAGUCAAGAAAAGUACAGGAAUGAUGAAUUGCACAGAAAGGAUUUAAAACAGAGAAGUAAAGAGAAAUACAGGAAUGAUGAAGGACACAGAGAGGAUUUAAAACAGAGAAGUUUAGAAAAGUACAGGAAUGAUGAAGUACACAGAAAGAAUUAUCAAGAAAAGAGUAUAGAGAAGUACAAAAAUGAUGAAGCACACAGAUUGAAUGUUAAACAAAGAAGUAUUGAAAAGUACAAGAAUGAUGAAGAACACAGAGUCGCAAUUAAACAAAGAUUGAAUGUUAAACACAAGAAAACAAAGAAAAGUACAAGAAUGAUGAAGAACAUAAAAAAGGUUAAGGCUGUUAAUAAAGUAAAGUAUCAUUUUAGUGCUGCUGAGAAAAAGAAAAAGAAGGAGAAUGUUCUGAAUCAGAGACGAGCACUAAAGGUAAAGUUGGAAGACGAAGAAGAAGUUGUGAAAUUGUUUAAGGAAAGUGUGAGAGAUGGCCCAGACUACAUAUGUUGCUGUUGUAAUCGUUUACUGUUUGAACAUCAAGUCCAACGAUGCACACUUGAAAUGUAUGAGAAAAGUCAUGAAGCUUAUAAAAUUGCACAGAUUUGUAUACAGAAAAAAUGCUCCCAUGAUUGUACAUUGUCUUGUCCAGUGCAUUGCCCCCAGUCAUCAUUGUGGAUAUGCUUUACCUGUCAUAGGAAAAUAUUGAGUGGGAAUAUUCCAGCAGAGGCAGCUGUUAAUAAAAUGUCAUUAGAGGAAAUUCCAUGCGAGCUUAGCAGUUUAAACAGUUUGGAGCAGCAUUUAAUUGCUUUGCAUAUUCCCUUUAUGAAAGUGAUGGCUCUUCCACAAGGUGGUCAAAGAAAUGUUCAUGGGCCUGUUGUUUGUGUGCCAUCAAAUAUGGAGAAGGCAACAGCUUUACCAAGAAAUGGGGAUGACAAUUUAUUGUUAAGAGUUAAGCUAAAACGAAAGCUAGCUUACAAGGGCUAUUACGAAUACCAAUUUGUUAAUCCAACUCAUGUUAACAUGGCUCUUGAUUAUUUAAGGAAAGAAAACAAAUGGUAUAAAAAGGUAGUGAUAAAUACCUUGUGGGAAGGAAAAAGUGACCAAAAUGAUUUGCUAUUUAAUGAGACUAGUGAAUUUGUAGAUGAAGAGGUGAAAGAAGAUGAGAGAGAUGAAACUCAUGUUGCUACUGACACAUGUUUACAGCCUGUAGAUGUGGCACAAGAAGUUCUUGAUCAUUACUUUGAUGAUGUUUACAAUAUAGCACCAGGCGAAGGGAAAAAUCCAGUCCGAAUGUUGCAAGAAGAAGGAAACGAAGCAAAAUCAUUUCCACAUUUAUUUCCAAGUGGCAACUUUUCUUGGAAUGAAGAUCGAGAUGUGAAAAUAACCCUAUCAAGAUAUUUUAACAACAGACUUAUGAAUGCUGAUAACAGAUUUGCUAAGGACACAAAUUACAUUUUCUUUUCUCAAUACAUGUCAGAAUUGAACCAAGUCAUAGAGAAAACACAAAUUUCAAUUCGAAAGUCUUUGUCAAAGCUUGAUAGUGGAAAUGCAGUAACAUCUGAAAUGUUACAGAAUCCUGAUGUUCUCUCAAAACUCUUAAGGAAUGAUGAGGCUUUACGGUUUAUGCAACCUAUUCGAGGAACACCUGCAUAUUGGUCAGCUUCUCAAAAAGAUCUGUUUGCUAUGCUUCGACAGUUAGGCAUCCCAACAUGGUUUUGUUCAUUUUCUGCAGCUGAAUUUAGAUGGAACGAAAUAAUUGGAUCAAUUUUACUUCAAGAAAAUGAUUCUAGAUCGCCCCCUGAUUUAGACUGGUCAGAAAAAAGUGAAAUUUUGAGAAGCAAUCCAGUUACUGUUGCCAGAAUGUUUGAACAUAGAUUCCAUAUGUUUCAAAGACAUGUAAUAUUGUCACCCUCAAAACCAAUAGGAAAUGUUAUUGAUUUCUUCGUUAGAGUAGAAUUUCAACAAAGGGGCUCUCCACACAUGCACUGCUUGUACUGGAUUGAGAAUGCACCAAAAUUUAAUGAAGAUGAUGAUAACACUGUUUGCGAUUUUAUUGAUAAAUAUAUCACAUGCGCUAUACCUGCUGAAAAUGAUGACGAAGAGCUGCGAGAAAUUGUUUUAGGUGUUCAGCAACAUAGUAAGAACCAUUCAAAAUCCUGUAGGAAAAAGGGUACAGACUGUCGAUUCCACUUUCCAAGACCACCAUCAGAAAGAACAUUUAUUACAAGACAAUGUGAGGAAAAUGAGGAGGACUCUGAGAAAUCCGAAGGACUGAGUAAAUCUCAUGCUAAAGAUAUUUUGUUGCAUGUUUGGAAUGAAGUUCUUGAUGAUGUGAAUAAAGGCAAAACUGCAGAGGAAAUAUUCACUAAGAUGCAAUUAUCACAGGAUACUUAUGAAAGGGCACACAAGGUAUUAUCUGCAAAAACAAGUACUAUCUUGAAACGAAAUCCUGAUGAAAUGUGGACAAACCAAUACAACGCAUGCCUUCUCAAAUGCUGGGAUGCCAAUAUGGACAUACAGUACAUCCUUGACCCAUUUAGCUGCAUUGUUUACAUAAUUUCAUACAUAUCCAAGUCAGAGCGGGAAAUGGGAAUGCUGCUGAAACAAACUCGAGUAGAAUCUGCAGAGGGAAAUUUAAGUGCUCGUCAAACAAUAAGAAAAAUUGGAUCAGCUUAUCUUAACCAUAGAGAAGUGAGUGCCCAAGAAGCAGUGUACAGAGUUUGUAAUCUAAAAAUGAAAGAAGGAUCAAGAAAAGUAGUGUUUGUUCCUGUUGGUGAAAAUCCGACUCGAUUAAGUAAACCCCUUUCACAAAUGAAAAGAACAUGCAAGAACGAAAAUGAUAUGGAAGAUGAUGACGACAGUAUUUGGAUGACAAAUAUAGUGGAGAGAUAUGAAAAUCGUCCUGAUUUACAUCCUUUUCCUGAAAUGUGCCUUGCAGAAUUUUGCUCAGAGUAUCGCGUUUUGGCGAAAUCUCAAAUACCCAAGGGAGUAAAAGAUGGCGUGUAUGAAUUGAAAAACGGAAAUGGUUACAUUCAGAGAAGAACAAGAGCUAAGCCAGCCAUAGUAAGAUAUCCAAGGUUCAAUCCUGAAAAUGCAUCAGAAAAGUAUUAUCAGUCAAUACUACAGCUUUUUCUUCCAUAUUGGACCCAAGAUCAAUUGAAACCGCCUGGAUUCAAGUUUUAUCAGACAUUUUACGAGGAAGGGUUUGUCAGAAUAGGAACUGAAAAGAAAUUACAGUCUGUGAGGAUUGUGGUUGAAAACAAUCAUUGUAAUUUCUCAAAGAAUGAGGCUGCCCUUGAAAAUGCUCAGGAAACUCUAGAAGUUUAUGGUGAACCUGAAGAUGCUUGGGCUAACCUUUGUCCAGAAACUGAAAGAAAUCGAGAUGAAUGUCUAUACGAAAAGAGAAAAACAGAACAAUCAGAAAACAAAGAACAAGAAAUCACUCAUGAAAUUGAACAUGAUUGCUCUUCUGAUUUGAUAUACCAUAUUAGAGAAAACUCAAACUCAAGGGAAGAAAUUCUGCCUUUAUUGCGAAGUUUAAAUGAUAAACAAAAACAGGUUUUUUACAUAGUUCGUGAAUGGUGCUUGAGAAAAGUAGAUGAGAGGAAAGUAGCUCCAUUACAUAUCUUUGUUACCGGAGGUGCAGGAACAGGAAAAAGUCACCUGAUAAAGACUAUACAGUAUGAGGCCUCUCGGAUUUUUGAGAAAAUUGCUUCAUCUCCUUCAGAAUUAUCUGUUCUUCUCACAGCUUUCACUGGAACCGCUGCUUUCAAUAUUGGGGGAAACACAAUUCACCACGUAUUUUCUUUAACCAAAGCUCUACCUAUUCCAUACGAACCCCUGAAAGAACAGAGUUUGAGUGCAAUGAGGGUGAAGUUAGCUUCUCUGCAGAUAUUAGUCAUCGAUGAAGUCUCAAUGGUUUACAAACGACUUUUGUAUUACAUUCAUGAACGACUGGUACAAAUCAAGAAAUGCAAGGAACCUUUUGGUGGUAUUUCUGUUAUAGCAGUUGGAGAUUUUUACCAACUACCUCCUGUGAAACAGCGAAAGUUGGAAAUACUUUACAAAGAAAAUGAUGAAUAUCCCAUAGACUACUGGUUAGACUUCUUCAAAAUUGUUGAGUUAGAAGAAAUAAUGAGACAACGUGACGAUGUAGCAUUUGCUACAGUUUUGAAUUCCCUACGGAUCAGAACAAUAGAGGAACCACUCUCAGAAGAGGCGAAAACAAUGCUUAAAGAGUGCAUCAGAGAUGGACCAGAUGAAGUACUGCAUGUGUAUCCUACAAAUGAAGAAGCAAAUGAAUAUAAUCUAAAGAUGUUGCAAACAAGUUCUGAAGAAUUGAUAGAGAUAUCUGCGGAAGAUUAUCAAAAAGACAACACUACAGGAAAGCUGACUUUACGCGAAAAACCCUUCAUACGGACAAGAACAGAUGGGCUCUCUGCUUCUUUGCUGUUUUCUGUGAAUGCUAGAGUUAUGCUGACAAGAAAUAUCAAUGUGGAAGAUGGACUUGUGAAUGGUGCGAUUGGGCAUAUUUCAGCUUUUGAUUUUGGACAACCUCAGCUAAGAAAUAGGGUAGAAGGGAUUAGAGUUUUGUUUGAUAGUGAAGAUAUUGGAAAGUUGCAUGGGAAAAAGACGCCGCAUGGAAAUGAAGUAUUGAUUCAGAGAAUACAAGAAGACAUCAAGGAGAAAAAUUCAAAGAAUGUUGUACGACAUCAGUUUCCCUUGAAACUUGCAUGGGCAUGUACAGCACACAAAGUUCAAGGCAUGACAACAAACUGUGUUGUAGUAAAUUUAGAUCGUACUUUCGCUCCAGGACAGGCAUAUGUUGCAGUAAGUCGUGUCACAUCACAAAAUGGUUUAUUCAUAGAAACAAAAGAUGAAAAUGCAUUGUUGAAAAAAAAUUAUGCGAAUCCAGACAUAAAGUCAGCACUGUGUAAGAUGGAAAAAAUAAUCCCAGUGCAAGAUUAUCCCAACUACUAUGAUGACCGAACCUUCAAAACAAUUGUUUUACUCAAUGUGCAAAGCUUAAGAGCGCAUUUUCUUGACCUAAAAAGUGAUACAAGAUUCCUCCAAGCAGACUUUAUAUGUGUAACAGAAACAUGGCUGACAGACAAUGAUAAAAUCCAAAAUUUUGAAAUUGACGACUUUCAAUUCAACCAUAUUACAAGGAAGCAGUCGUAUGAUGAAAGUGUAGACAUUUUUGCUAAACUUCGAGUGUCCAAAGGAGGAGGGGUAGGUGUUUAUAAGAAGAGAAACGAAAAAGCUUUAGUUCAUGUUUUAUCUCAGAAAAAUAUUGAGGGAAUGGCUAUAGAACUUAGUGAGGAAGACACAGCUAUCAUCGUAGUAUAUCGACCAAGUUCUCUUAAUGUCAGUUGGUUCCUUGACUCCCUUCAGAGAGUUUUAGAUUUUUAUAAAGUAUUGUUUUCUCAAUGCCUUAUACUUGGCGAUUUCAACGAAGAUGCACAAUCCAAAGGACCAAUUCAAAGAAUGUUAGAAACCAGUGGAUUUAAGCAGAAAGUGAAUUUUGCAACAACAGACGGGAAUUCAAUGUUAGAUCAUGUUUACAUUACAGAGCAGAUGGAAGCAAGAGUAGAGGCAAUGUCAGUUUAUUACAGCUAUCAUGAAGCUGUUAAAAUUUCUUUAAAAACCAGAUAA
This is a messenger RNA of Saccostrea cuccullata (small rock oyster), 8097 nucleotides long. RefSeq lists its product as uncharacterized. Lineage: Eukaryota; Metazoa; Mollusca; Bivalvia; Ostreida; Ostreidae. Bases 1 to 8097 code for a protein of 2698 amino acids. Gene Ontology annotation, biological process: telomere maintenance; DNA repair. The record is from RefSeq and is a predicted model, not a curated record. The transcript has a single exon. Gene Ontology annotation, molecular function: DNA helicase activity.